AAUUUGGAGUUUGCAAACCACAAAAACCCUCUGACUGAAUACCUUACAACCGCCGAAAAUGGGGAGAAAGAAGAAGCAACAGCAGCAGCACACAAGAGAAAACGGCGGCGCCGGAGGGAAAAAUCAAGAAGAGCUGCUCAAAACCCUCGGAGACUUCACGAGCAAAGAGAAUUGGGACCAAUUUUUCACCAUCAGAGGCACCGAUGAUUCCUUCGAAUGGUACGCCGAGUGGCCCCAGCUCCGAACCUUACUCACGGCCCAGCUCUUAUCGCCACCAUCACUACGGACGCCGGAAUCCGCCGGAGUACAGUCGGAGGAGGUGGCUAUUUUGGUGCCGGGUUGCGGGAACUCGAAGCUGUCGGAGCAUUUGUACGAUGCCGGGUUUCUUAAUAUAACAAACGUUGAUUUCUCAAAGGUUGUUAUUUCCGAUAUGCUGCGGAGGAAUUUGAGAGAACGCCCUGGGAUGAAGUGGCGCGUGAUGGACAUGACUAAUAUGCAGUUUGCAGAUGAGUCUUUUGAUGCCAUUGUCGACAAGGGAGGACUGGAUGCUUUGAUGGAGCCUGAGCUUGGUUCGAGAUUAGGGAAUCAAUAUUUAUCUGAGGUAAAAAGGCUUUUAAAAGCUGGAGGAAAAUUUAUUUGUCUCACCCUCGCGGAAUCCCAUGUGUUAGGUCUACUUUUCUCCAAGUUCAGAUUUGGGUGGAAAAUGAGCCUUUAUACCAUUGCUAAGGAACCAUCCUCAAGAAACAUAAAACUACAGACCUUUAUGGUGGUAGUUGAGAAAGAUAUUUCAACUUCCGUUUCUGAGAUAUCAUCGUUCAUGGAUGAAUAUUCUGUUGAAUCUCAUGGUAAUCAGGCUCGGGAACUCUACGAAGCACUUGAAAGAGAACGGAAGGUUCGCUCGGAAUACUCCAAUGGCGGUGAUAUAUUGUACUCACUUGAAGACCUGACUUUAGGGGCGAAAGGAAACCUUAAAGAGCUUGAACCAGGUCGUAGGUUAAAGCUUAUUUUAGGUGAACCUGGGGUAUCCCGUUUCUAUAAUGCUAUACUAUUUGAUGCUAAGCCAGAUUUGGGUCAAGAUUCGGAUGACGAUAAGGAACCUAUCUCCUAUCAGUUUGCUGCAUUCAUCGUUCCAAAAAUGCGGGUCGAUGAUUGGCUCUUCUCAUCAGAAGAAGGACAAUGGCUCAUAGUCGCAACCUCGAAGGCUGCUAGAUUAGUGAUGAUUUUACUGGAUUCCAGCAAUUCCAAUUUUUCCAUGCAAGAUAUCCAGACGGAUCUCUCCCCUUUAGUCAUGCAGUUGGCUCCUAAAGAUUGUGAUGAUGGAGUUCCUAUCCCGUUUAUGGCUGCAAGUGAUGGAAUUAAGCAGCAAACGAUUGUGAACCAGGUUACAUCUGCAUUGACGGGUCCAAUUAUUGUAGAUGAUGUGAUCUAUCAACAGGUUGAUGAUUAUGAUGAUGAUUUAAAAUGCGAUCCAUCUAAGGAUUUGAUAUUCCGUCGCCUUACUUUUCAAAGAUCCCAAAGUUUGGUGCAAUCGGAAGCUCUUUUAUCGAAAGAAGGAUCAAAUGCAAUUUCACGUGAAACAGAAGAAAAUGAUGUGCAAACAGCUUCAAAAACCAAGAAGAAAGGAAAACAGGGAAAAAUUGGUUCUCACUCGUCCACGUCUCAUGCGUCAAACAAUGAAAUGAAAGUCGAUCACAACUAUUUGGCAAGUUCAUACCACAAUGGGAUUAUUUCUGGACUUAUGUUGAUUUCUCUACAUUUGAAAGGUUCUAACUCAGCUGUGGGAAUGGGCAAAACAGCGGUUAUUGGUCUUGGAGCAGGAUUACUACCUAUGUUUAUGAAGAAUUGCCUACCUACUCUAAAUAUCGAGGUAGUUGAGUUAGAUCCUGUGGUUUUGGAUGUUGCUAAACAAUAUUUCGGGUUUAGAGAAGAUGAUCGCUUACAGGUACAUAUAACUGACGGAAUUAAGUUUGUUACGGGGAAAGCAGAUGCUGAAGCAGGAAAACUCGACAUACUUAUAGUUGAUGUGGACUCGUCAGACUCAAGUUCUGGUUUGACCUGUCCUGCAGCAGAUUUCGUAACGGAAUCUUUUCUUCUAGCUGCGAAAAAUUCCCUCUCCGAGGAAGGUUUAUUCAUCAUCAAUUUGGUCUCGAGGUCGUCUGCUGUGAAGGGUGCAGUAUAUUCGAGUUUGAAAUCGGUAUUCGGCAACCUCUUGUCACUAAAACUCGAGAAAGACGUUAAUGAAGUAAUUUUCGCCCUAAAAAAGGACUCUCCCAUAACGGACGAUGAACUUUCUCGAGCGUGUGACGAACUAGUAAAAUCGUUAGAGCUGGAAAAGCACGAGUGGAGCCAAAGAGUCGUAGAUGCUUCCAAGUUGAUCAAGCCACUAAUAUAGAGAGAGAGAGAGAGAGCAAAUUCCUAAUUGUGAUUUUCUCUCUCUAGAAAUAACUUAUAGAUACCAGUUCAGUUUUUAAUCACCCAAAAAUGCGUUUACUCGUAUAUCGACUCUUGUGUAUUGUUUGAGCACAAUAAGAGAACGUAUACUCAAACUCAAAAUACGAACGAAAUUUCAUGUGUUUUUUUUG
This is a messenger RNA of Erythranthe guttata (spotted monkey flower), 2582 nucleotides long. RefSeq lists its product as uncharacterized. NCBI's taxonomy places the organism in Eukaryota, Viridiplantae, Streptophyta, Magnoliopsida, Lamiales, Phrymaceae. The record is from RefSeq and is a predicted model, not a curated record. Gene Ontology annotation, molecular function: S-adenosylmethionine-dependent methyltransferase activity.